Messenger RNA from Lactuca saligna, 969 nucleotides. NCBI's taxonomy places the organism in Eukaryota, Viridiplantae, Streptophyta, Magnoliopsida, Asterales, Asteraceae. The record is from the annotation of a GenBank genome assembly.
AAGACAAUGCUUACCUAAUAGAUUAAGCUAUACUUUCACGUUUUUUGAAAGGUUAUCCUGGAGUUGAACAUAUUAAGCUCCGAAGCAGUAAUGGAUAUGUCACCGGUUUGGUUAUCAGAAAUUGAAAUCGAAAAUACCGAUCAGAUUUGCAAUCUUUAUGAAACCAUUAAUAACUUCAGUGUUGAUUCAUUCUCCUCACAACACUAUACAGAAAAGAACCAAUCAUCUCACUCUCAACAUUGCGAAAUCAAACUUCCGAAGGUAGAAGAGACGCACAGUAAUAUCACCAGACAAUCUCUAACAUUUGAGCCGAUUCUUGCUACUAGUCUUCCGUCAUCAAACACUUUUACCAUUUCUUUUGGAGAUCUAAAACCUAAAAAAGAAAUCUUCCAUCUUCAUGAUUCAUUUGGGUACGAAGCUUCUGAUGCCACAAAGUUUACCACCAUCUCCAAGAAUCCGGUUCAGACACAAGAUCAUGUUUUGGCAGAGAGGAAGAAAAGAGAAAGGUUGAAUCAGCAGUUCAUUUCUUUAUCUGCCCUACUUCCUAACCCUAAGAAGAUGGACAAAGCAUCUGUAUUGGAAGAUGCAAGUAAUUACAUAAAAGAACUUCAAAAUCGGGUGAAGGAACUCGAGGGAUUAUCUCCUGAUAUUGAAGUUGUGAUGAAAGGAAGAACCGUGUUUGUAAGAAUCCAGUGUCAGAAAAAAUGUUCUUCCUUGGUGAAAGCGUUAACGCAAAUGCAGAAGCUUGGACUAUCGAUCAUCAGUAGCUGUGCCAUGCCUUUUGCUAAGUCCACCCUUCUAAUCAAUAUUGUUGCUCAGAUUGAGGAUGAAUUUGGUGUUACAUCAACCGAACUUGUAAAGCACCUGCAACUCGCUGUUGAACUUUGAUGAAACCCAAUUAUACGUGUUAGUGUUUUGUAUACUUAGCUAUUAACCCAUGUUGUAUUUUUAUGUAAUGCAUCGGCCCAA